Nelumbo nucifera (sacred lotus) is the source of this 2073-nucleotide messenger RNA. RefSeq names its product F-box/LRR-repeat protein At3g58900-like. Lineage: Eukaryota; Viridiplantae; Streptophyta; Magnoliopsida; Proteales; Nelumbonaceae. Gene Ontology annotation, molecular function: protein binding. The record is from RefSeq and is a predicted model, not a curated record.
GGUGAGAAACCUCGAUACAAAUAAAAUAGGUUGUUAUAUAUGUUUCAUAUCGCCCUUGCCUUCUCCCCUUCCCGCCUCUACCGUUCUGCGCCAAACCAUCGGAUCAUCGCCGCUCAGCCAUUGAAGACGUCGGUCUCCACAUUCAAGGUACCUCUCUCUAGUCUCUACCUAAUACAAUAGAUAUUUCACAACUCAACAGCCCUAAUUGCGAGAAAUCCAGCUUGGACUGAACCAUAAGAGAUUAUAAAGGUAUUGGUAGAGAGAAAAGAGAACAAUGGAAGCAAUAGAGUCAAAAAUUUGCUCUGUUCCUAGUAAAAAAUUGAAGCCUUUUAAGUCAGAAAAAGCGGUGGAAAGCACAGCAGACAGGAUCAGUGCUUUACCCAAGGCAGUUCUCCAUUACAUCCUCUCUUUUCUGGAUGUAAGAUCCGCUGUACAAACCAGCAUGCUGUCGAAGAGAUGGAGAUACAUCUGGACUACUCUCCCCUAUCUAAAUUUCGACCAUAUUUUAUUUCUAGCUUACGGUUGGAAUUGGGGAGGGGAAAACCUCGGAAUGGACCAGUUUCUUGAUCUUAUAGACCGAGUUUUGUUUCUCCGUGGUGGCUCCCAUAUACAGAAAUUUCGUCUGUACUGCAUCCGUAAUUAUUUCGAUACAGGUCGUCUUCAUACGUGGACGCUUGUUGCGGCAAGGUGCAAUGUUGAAGAAGUGGAUAUUAGGGUAUCUGCUAAAGAAGCUGUUGAGCUGCCUCACUGCCUCUAUAUUUCUGAAUCCAUGAGUGUAUUGAAGUUGAAUUUGGGUUCCAAGCGCCCCAAGCUUGUUCUACCUAGUUCAAUGGGCUUACCCAACCUCAAAAUCCUGCAUCUUUGUUCGCUUUGUUUUGUGGAUGAUGAAUUAACCAAUAAGCUCUUAUGUAACUGUCCACUUUUGGAAUCAUUGAUCAUAAGAUACUGUACAUUGAAGAAUGUUGAGAAUCUGAAAAUUUCUGCUCCACGACUUAAGAACUUGGUGAUAGAAACUUGCUUUGAGGAUUCUGAGGUUUAUGAGGAAUCUGGUCGUUCAUUUAGUUGUAAGAUCAACGUGUCUGCUCCAAAUCUCAUUUCAUUUAAGUGCAGAGACCACUUGAAGAGAGAGUAUACUUUAGAGAACCUUUAUUCCCUAGUUAAUGCCGACAUUGAUAUGUACUUGGAAGAGGAUUACGACAAUGAACUCUUAAAGCUUCCUCACAAGAGGAAGGAGGAGUAUGCACAAUGUAUGAUAAAAUGGCUUACAGGUCUUUCUAACAUAAAAGCUCUAACAUUAUCAGACUUGUUGCUUAAGAUUGUUGCAGAAGUCCCUGAUGUAUUAGAAAACCUGCCCACUUCAUUUUUUAAAUCAAAAUAUUUGAAGCUGAAAUCAGGGCUUUCCAAAGAUUCAAUCAUUGCAAUAUGUUACUUACUCAAGCACUUUACUGACAUAGAAACUCUUGUCUUGGAAAUAACUAAGAGAGUUUGCCGAUGGCAUCCGAUGUACCAGUACGGGGAUGAGACAGAGUCUAAUUUACCAGUCAUUAGAGCAUAUUGGGAAGCGGAGUUGCCGGAAAAAUGUACUUUGAAUCACCUGAAGUCUGUUGAGAUUCAGAAUCUCUUAGGAUAUGUAAAUGAACUCAUGUUUCUUAAAUUUCUGCUCAAGAGGGCAAUGGUCUUGCAGAAAAUUGUUAUUAAUACUUCCAAGACAUGGCCCCAAGAUAGAGAAGAGAGAUUGAUGAAAUUUAGGAAGGAGCUGCAAACAUUUCCACAAGCGUCUUCAAGUGUCACGAUACUAUUUAUAUAAGAUACUUGUUGACAGUUUGUGUACUGAACAGAAUGGAAUGGCACAACAGUAUUCAACAUACAGUUUAGACAAGGCAUAGAUGAUAAUGAUGACUGUAAAACAGCAUGCAAACAUUCAUAUUUAAUAGUUUUGCUUUUACAUUGCAAUAUAUUUGUAAUUGUAAUUAUAGAUUUUGAUAUCAUAUUGUAAUCUUGUUGAUAUUAUAUUUAGUCUAAAUACCAAAUGUAAACAAUCAGAAGAUUGAGGUGAACAAUCAACUGUUUGCA